AUGGAAAACUUCAAAGGUGCGCUAUUCAAAAACAUCAUCACGCCCGCAAGAUCUCUCCUCCCAACCCCAUCAACUAACCUCCACUUCCCGGAACCUGCAACAGACCUCCUCAACCACCCAGUAACAACCUACCUAAAAUCCAGCACAAGCACCGCCCUCACAACCCACCUCGCAACCAUCCGCUCAACAAUAAUAGACCCCUACAUCAUCUCGCCGCUCUCAAAUAUCCUGAUGUCAACAACGGGCACAACAGACCUAUUCACAAUCUUCAUCCUCCUCGCCAUAUUAUACGUCUCCCUCCGCUUGCUGGACUACGCUCGCCGCGUGAUAAUGUGGUGGGUGGUCUUUGCGCUGCGGCUGGUGUUCUGGGGCUCGAUUGCGCUUUCCGUACUUUAUGUUUACCAGGUUGGCUUUGAGAAGGCGGGGCGGGAUUUGGGAUGGGUGUUUGGCGUUGUGGAGGGGUUUGUGGAGGAUUUUCAGGCUAGGGCUGCGGCGUCGGCGGAGGGUGGGAAAGGGCAGGCUACUGGUGGGUAUCGUGAUGUGCCCGGGUGGAAUGGGAAGGGGAAGACCUCUUCUGGGGGUGGGCGGGGUUGGUGGAAGUGA
This is a messenger RNA of Penicillium manginii, 603 nucleotides long. RefSeq names its product Apq12 family protein. Bases 1 to 603 code for a protein of 200 amino acids. The record is from RefSeq and is a predicted model, not a curated record. The transcript has a single exon. NCBI's taxonomy places the organism in Eukaryota, Fungi, Ascomycota, Eurotiomycetes, Eurotiales, Aspergillaceae.